AGAGGGCCCUGAGGAAAGCCAGCCGACUGGCCGCGAGACUGCGGUCCCGCUGAGGUCAACGUUGUUUUCGUACAAUUUUCUGAUCAGUCUUUGAAGAUUGACGAGACAAGGGGAGGCCCGCUCACAGGAAUUCUUUGGCCUGAUUGCUGAGACAUUCGUUCAACAGGAAAAUAUGAAUGACUCUAGGCAGCAGUCACUGUUCUUCAUCACACUUCCAGACUUAAGCAAACUCUGUGCUGUCAGGAUAAUACUGAGUAAUGAAGUGGUGGAUACUGAGAUUAGGAGUACCCAACUAAAGAUAUGCAGGCAAUUGCUGUUUUUGUACCAAGAUAUCUUUACAUCACCUGUACCUGGAAUAUUUACCCAAAUUUGGGUGGUGAUGGCGAUACCAUUUUAUAAAGCUGGAAAACUUAAUGCCUACAUUGAAAAAUAUGGAGCUAAGAUGGAGGCUCCACAACGAGUAAUUCCUUUAAUUCUUCAAAGCUGCCUGUCAUAUUCACUCACGGCUAGACUUGCUCCAACCUGGAAUAAAAUGGGCCAUCUCUUGGUGCAAGGAAGAGAAUUUCUUUCUCAGAUGGGAAAGCAAAGUGCUGUUGUGUUAGACAUCAAUGUAACAGAAACUCAAGUUUGCCUAAGUAUAGAAGCUUACACGAUCAGACUGCCACCACCUCAGCUAAGAGAAUUUGAUAUUUCUCGGAGUAUUAUAAAGGAUUUUGGUACUAACAAGAAUGCUGUUAUUGAGGGACAUUCGAUUUUAAGCAACUGGUGCUACGUUUUACCAAGUAUGAAAAUGGGACAAAUAAUAAGUAUUCUUCACACCAUACCUCCUGACUGUCCUUUUCACUCAUAUGAAGAUUUGCAGGUGCACUGGGACGACCUGUAUGGCUAUAAACUUCCAGAAGAUUGUGGAAAUAUUCAAAUAUACUGCAGCAUCUACUUCAAAAUGAUAGGAGGAAAGAUCUUCAUAUAUCCUCUCAGUUGCAUCAGAAGUCAGCCCAUACAGUUCUUUCCAAGGGUAGAUAUGGAAGGUGUGUUAAAAAGUUUUCUUUCAGAAUUAAAAUCUAAACUGCCCCAUAUAUGUGGAUUUCCCAUAAAGAUGACAACUAAACCAUGCUACUACACACAAGAACUAACGAAAGUGCAUCUACAGGAAAACAAAGUCAAGCCGCCCAACCUAACCACUAAACAAAAGUUCAGGUCCUCUCUGGCUCAGCCCCCUUCCACAAGACCUGCCCUGGUUCAAAAUCUUCUACCACAUUUCAUAGCUGCAGACCACAAGGUGGAGCUUUCAGUCAGCCAGCCGAAGUCCUACCUGCCCUCAGCUUGGCCCCUCCAGCCAGAAUCUGUUCAGAGCACAAAGAAGUCCCUGUCUGGCAAGACAGCACAAGUGCAUCUGGAAGUACCAAAGCUCAGCAGAGUAAAUACUCAAGUCCAAGACACAAAUUUUAGCUCCCAGCAUAAUAUUGCCCCUAAAUUCAUACCAGUUUUCAAAAAUCAGUCAUUACAGAUGAACAGAAAUAUCUUAGAACCUGACAACCUGAAAAGAAAACAGCAUAUUGUUACAGAAUCUAAGUUGUUUUCACUUAAAACUAGCAUGACCCAGUAUGACAAACCAAAUUUACAUCCAGCUAUUCAAAAAAGAUCUCAUCGCAGCAUUCAAAUGAAUGCUAGAAAUUUAAAUCUGAAGACUGAUAGAUCUCUGCAAGGAAAAAACACCGAGUCCUGUGAAAAUGCGACAAAAAAUCCCCCUUCUGGUGGAAAAUCAUCGACUCUGAGUUUAAGUGAAAGUAAACCACGAUCUAAUAGUUCAGUAUUUCAGACAUCAAAUAACAAUUUAGGUGUAAUAAAAAGUGCUGUUGACUUCCAAACGAAUGGAAAUGAAAAUUUGACAAGCAAAUAUAUAACACAAAUUUUAGGGAAAAGCCAUGUGUCACUAAAAGUGAAAAAACAACCACACAUUUUUGAGUCAGACACAGAAAUGGAAAAUCCCCAACUGCUACAGCAACAAUCAGUUGGUCAAACUGAAGAAGUUGGUGUCAGUGACCAUCGGUUCACAGUGAGCAGAACAGCCCACAGGUCUAAACGGAAACUGUGUCCGGACUCUUCAAAGUCUUCGAAGAAGCCUCAUUCCAGUACUGUCCAGUGUACACAAUCCAGCUCUUCUAGGAACCAGAUACAUAACGUGGACAAAUCAAAACCUAAGAAAUCUCUCAUCAUUCCUAAAGCUUAAGACAUGGAUGUGAAAGAAGAAACUAUCCACCAGAGAUAACCACACUGGAGAGUGGAUGGACAUUUACACGCACUCCUGUGAACAUGGAAUCAGGCUCCAUCCACUGCUGUGGAAAUGCUUUUUUUCACUCAACAGGUUUUUUCAUAGUUACAUAGUAUUUCUUUGCAUGUGGGUGUAAUGUAUUUAACCGUCCCAACUGAUUGACAUUUAAGUUGUUCCCAACUUUUCACUAUGACAACAAUGUCAUAUUUAGUCUUGUGCAGAUCUUUGCAAAUAUCCAGUUAUAUAG
Messenger RNA from Camelus dromedarius (Arabian camel), 2519 nucleotides. It is a transcript of the gene C28H18orf63, whose product is annotated as chromosome 28 C18orf63 homolog. The record is from RefSeq and is a predicted model, not a curated record. Bases 173 to 2230 code for a protein of 685 amino acids. The transcript is spliced from 15 exons. Lineage: Eukaryota; Metazoa; Chordata; Mammalia; Artiodactyla; Camelidae.